Polistes canadensis is the source of this 3150-nucleotide messenger RNA. RefSeq lists its product as uncharacterized. Bases 123 to 2156 code for a protein of 677 amino acids. The record is from RefSeq and is a predicted model, not a curated record. NCBI's taxonomy places the organism in Eukaryota, Metazoa, Arthropoda, Insecta, Hymenoptera, Vespidae. Gene Ontology annotation, cellular component: transcription elongation factor complex. The transcript has 9 exons. Gene Ontology annotation, biological process: snRNA transcription by RNA polymerase II; snRNA transcription by RNA polymerase III; positive regulation of transcription by RNA polymerase III.
UUUUUUUAUUGACCGAUACAUAUCUGCUGAGGAUCAAUUAACUAACACACGCGAUCUAAAUAAAAGGUUAUAAAGACAUAAAAGGUUUCUUAUUAUUAAAAAAUAUUCAAAUAGUUGAACACAUGGAGACGUUUUUAAAUAUUAAUUGGGAAACUGAUUUAACUGAUAUUGUAGAUAAUGAAUUUAUUAAUGGAGAAAGAUUAAUAAAAGAAAGCGUAAUGCAUAGAAUGUUACAUGGAGAUUUUAAAAAUCCAUUCAAUUACAUGGAUGAAGAUUAUGCAGCAGUUAAAGUCGAUAUGAUAGAAAUAAGUGAUGAUAGUUCAGAAGAAAGCGAAUACAAUGUCUGUGUAACUAAAUUAAAUGAAUUACAAAAAAAACUAUAUAUACCAGGUUAUGAAAGAUUUCCAUCUCAAUUUCCGAUGUCUGCUUUGACUGCUGAGGAACAAAAUAUUUGUUUACGUAUGAUAAUGAAAUUUUCUAUUAAUCAACAAUCAGUUUUAACCCUUAAAGAUAAACAAAAUCUAUGUACCUAUCGUAGGAUUAAACAUAUCAUAAGGCAAGAACAAGAUCAAUAUUCGAAGAUUGUUGAAAAGAUAUGGGAAAAAAAUAAAUGGAAAAAGAUUUAUUGCGAGGAUUUUUUUAACGCACGAUGGAAAUAUAGAUCAGACUACAUUCUUACAUUACCAAAAUAUUAUCUCGAAGAAACAUAUAUUCCUUUUAUUUUGGAUGAAGAAAUCAAUGUAGAAUUUUUAUCUACUUGCUUAAGUAAGGGAGAACUACCAGAAAUAAAAUUACCAACUCUGACUAAACGUUUUACAUUAGAUUGCAAUUCUGAAAGAUUACAAGAAUAUUUUCCAAUAUUAAAUAAAUCCUGCAAUCCACCGGUGCAUUUCAAAUUAUCUGUAAGCAAAGAUCCAACUUGUAAAUCGUUGGCACAAGAUAAUGAAGUAGAUUUAGUUAUUUCAUCAAGCGGUCUAAACUGUUUAGCAUCUAACGCUGGACUAACUGAUUUAAAAGCAUGGAUGUUACCUGUAACGAUUAAAUAUUUUAAUGGGAAAAAUAUUAUAUAUAUUAACAAGCCAGCACCACCGGUUUCUGCUAAUAUACCAGAAAAAAAUCAUUUUGUAUUUAAAUAUAUUUUAAGAAAAGCUAUAUUUCAACAUGAACCUGUAUCUGAAAGGUCAGAUGGUAUUACAAUAUAUGACGAUGAUGAUAUGUUCGGAAAUCUUUAUUCCGAUGAUUAUAUAUCACUCGAAAAAGAUAACAGUAGCUCGAUUAGCAGUUCGAACAACACAAAACUUAUGGAAGAUUUUGAAAAUAAAAGUAUGAAUAAAGAUGAUGUAUCGAAAUUAAAGAAAAGUGAUUGUUUAAACACAUCCAAAUUAAAGGAAGAAAUGCAUAAUAUAGAAAAACAAUACCAUAAAAAAGAAAAGGGCGAUACGAAACCAUACAGCUCAAGUUGCGUAUCAUAUAAUCUUUUUAAAAUUGGACCAUCUUCCAAAGAGAAAAACUUUUUAAUGAAAAGUACACUUAAAGAGUAUAAAAUAUUAGUUCGUACAAAGGAAGAUGGGUAUGAGAAUUCACAGGAAUCAACAAGACAAAAAAUAUUAUUGGUACCAAAAUUGGAGCAUCAAACUGCAUUUGGAGGAGAAGCUAUAACAUUAAAUGAAGGAUUGAAACAAUGGAUAUCUUUAAUCUUUCGUCCUGACACAUGUAUCGCAAGAGUGAGAAUAUCAAUGAGCAAAACAGAAAUAAUACAAAUACAAAAACGCAAUGCCUUGGCAAUUUGUAAUGAAGUCAAACGGCUUUAUAAUAAAAAAGUAAAUGUUUCAUUAAUUUUAUUAUAUAACAUUAUUCAAACUUUAUCAUAUGCUUCUCCUGGUAAUUAUAUCAUUACAAACUCUAAAGAUGGAACUUUUGCUAUCGUUUACAAAGAAACAUCUACUACGAGGCAAAACGUUUUAGACUUACAGACAUUAUAUGAAUCUUCUCAAUGUCACACAAUACCUACUUUCUCGUGGCCUAAGUUGGACAGAUUAUGCAUAACACCAUUACAUGAACGCUUAAACAGAAUGCCACUUAUGUUUAUUCCCCGAAAAGGACACAAACGAAAAUUGAAAGCAAAAACUAGUACAUCAGAAGAAAUAAAUAAAUAAAUAUUAAUAGAGCAUUCAUUUAAUGUACAUUUGUACAUUAAACUAUUUUUAUACUUUAUAAGAGAUUUUAAUGAUUAAUUAAAUAAUAGAACAGAAUUUGUUCUAUUAUUGUAUCAAAAAGGAUCGUGUAUAUUUAUGAAUGUAGAAAUAUACGAAAUAGUUUUAGUAAGACUUUUUAAUAAACACAAAUUAUUUUAAUUUUAUACAUUAAUUAUACCGAUUAUCCUAUUUACGUGUUAUUUAACAAUUUUAACAUUGAUUCAAAAAUAAAUCUCUCUCUAUUGAACAAUAUAUGUAGGCACAGUAUAUAUAUACAGGUAACCUUCGAAGAACACGAAUACCUUCCGAAUUACAUGGUUUCAAACUACACGAUUUUCAAGUAAUUCUUUUGAAAAAGAAUAAAAUACAUAUAUUAUCUGAUAUAAAAUUAUUUCCAUAUGUCAUUUGCUUUUUUUGAUAAAAUAGAGUUAUGAUCAAAAGCAAGAUAGUUCAGGAUUAUAAAGGAAUUAUAACUUUUAUCAUGAAAUUGAAAAAUCACGUCUAUGACUUCUUAAUUCCAUUCCAUUUUAAUUGAAAUAAAUACACAUUACUUAUAAAUGUAAAUGUAAGUAUGUAAUUCAAAUUUCGUUGCGAUAUUUCUUUUAAAUUUUAUCAUGCAUUGCAAAAUUUUUUGUUUUAUUUUUCUUUUUGUCAACAAUAAAGCGUUAUAGUAUCUCAGAUGAAUACGACACUUUUAUUUUGAUAAUAAAAAUUUAAGAUGAAACGUUUUUUCAAAACUAAUUAAAAAAUUAAUUUGAAUUAUGUAAUAUAUAAGAUUUCUUAGAAGUAUUUACCAAUAUGAAUUCAAACAAUAAAAAUUUUUAAUUUUAUACUUGACAAAAAAAAAAUUUUAAACGUAACGUUUUUUUUUAUUUUCACACUUGAAACGGAAUCCCGUUUUUUGUAGUCUCAAAUAACACAAUUUCAAAGAACACGGAACCAAUUAAUCGUGUUU